Molecule: messenger RNA, 878 nt
Organism: Hordeum vulgare subsp. vulgare (domesticated barley)
Lineage: Eukaryota; Viridiplantae; Streptophyta; Magnoliopsida; Poales; Poaceae
Product: probable lipid phosphate phosphatase beta
Exons: 1
Coding region: 99-716 (205 amino acids)
Molecular function (GO): sphingosine-1-phosphate phosphatase activity
Source: RefSeq, a predicted model, not a curated record
CAACCCUUCGAAUCUCGUAAGCCAGAGAGCAAAAUCCGAAGCAUAGGGACGAGGAGAAACUGAACACCUGGACCCACCCUUCCCCUCUGCCGGCGCGCAUGGCUUCCGCAUCCGCCUCGCCACCGGCGAACGCCCACGCGCCGCAGGCGCUCGCCAAGUCCACUCUCCUGGGCGGCGUCGGAGAUCUGGACGCCGCCGUGUCCCUCCGCCUCCACGCCCUCUUCCUCCCGGUGCCCCGCCUCCUCCUCAAGGCCUUCGAGGUCGCCGGCGACGGGCGCAUCUGGCUCCCCGUCCCCAUAUCCCUGCUGCUGAUCUCCACCACCACCUCGUCCGUGGUCUCCCCUCUCCUCGUUGGCCUCAUCUUGGGCCUGGUGCUCGACCUCGCCUUCGUCGGCCUCGCCAAGCUCAUCGUCCGCCGCCCGCGCCCGGCAUACAACGCCGCGGACAUGUACGUCGCCGUCGCCGUCGACCACUGGUCCUUCCCCAGCGGCCACUCCUCGCGCGCCUUCCUCGUCGCCGCCUUCCUCGCGGACGGGGGUUUUCCCCGCGAGGCGCUGUUCCUCUGGGCGGCCGCGACUUCAGCGUCAAGGGUGCUUCUGGGCCGGCACUACAUUCUCGAUGUAGUCGCCGGGGCUUGGCUCGGCGUGGUAGAGGCCUGGCUCAGCAACUUGAUCUUGAGGUUUUUGUGCGGCCGCAGCAGCUUUCUUGUAUGCUAGUUCUUGCAUGUUUUUGGUCAGUCGCAUUACUGUCACACAAGUGCAUUUUUUCUUGCAAUCCAUUCACCACGUUUGUGAGCACCAGUGUUUCUGCUUGAACUGAUGCGCAUGCCAUGAAGGACAUUGAAGCCAGUUGCUUUUCUAUGAGUACAAUUGUUGGUA